Messenger RNA from Stylonychia lemnae, 450 nucleotides. Lineage: Eukaryota; Ciliophora; Spirotrichea; Sporadotrichida; Oxytrichidae. The record is from the annotation of a GenBank genome assembly.
AUGAAGAUCCUCAGCCUCUUAGCAUAAUCAGAGUCCAAGCCAUAAAAAUUCAGCCAAUACUGCUCACAAAGUGUAGGAAAACAUCAUUUUACAUAGAAAUUCACCAAUUUUGGUGAAAAUUGCCAUAAUUCAAUCGAAAAUAAUGACUUAAUGUUCACUAAAUAGGUGGGAACUCUAUUUAUCUUGAUGACGGAGAAGUAUGAAUGUGGUGCCUAGAAAUCAGUCAAAGAACAGAAAUAUCCCACCAAUUAAAAUCAAGAAUUUGCAUUUGAGUUGCCAUUCAACUCCUAUAGAUUAACUGCUUAAAAAGAUGUUUGUGGCAUAAUGAUUUAUUCUGUGGGAGAAUUUAAAGCCAAAAGGCAUUAAAUUUUCACCAGGAUGUAAAAAGGUUGCCUAAGUCUUUUCUUACUGAGGUUUUGGGAAAAGAACUCAGGGCCUCUUCAUGGUUGA